Molecule: messenger RNA, 768 nt
Organism: Chaetomium globosum CBS 148.51
Lineage: Eukaryota; Fungi; Ascomycota; Sordariomycetes; Sordariales; Chaetomiaceae
Exons: 1
Coding region: 1-768 (255 amino acids)
Source: RefSeq, a predicted model, not a curated record
AUGUCAGGUCGCUCAAGCGGCUCCGGCUCGAGCUCGCGGGCCUCCGGCGAUUAUAAAGAGAUCCGCCUUCCCAACAGCCGGUCCGUCAAAGCCCUGAUCUACUUCUGUGGCCGCGACCCCCGGAAAGCGAAGAGCGUCCGCCGCUACUACGACGAGGAUUUCGAUGCCCGGAGCACCGGCUCCGGCGGCUCCGGCAGCUCCAUGUUCUCGUGGUCCAGCGCAGCGAGCCAGGUUUAUCUAGUCGAAGCUACCGCUCCUUAUUGGUACAUGGAGGAGCCAACUUCGGUGUCAUAUUCGUCUCCCCCCAGGAAACAAAAAUCUUCAAAGAAAGGCAGAACCUCUCGCGCUUCCCAGCGCAACGCUCCUCCUCCCACCGGUACCUGGGGGAGGAAUGCCAGGGUCGAUGACGACGAUGACGAUGACGAUGACGAUGACGACUACGACGACAGCAGCAGCGACGGUAGCGCCGAUGACUACGGCGGCCAGAACCCCGGCGCGUACCAGCAUCCCCCAAUGCAUCCCGGUAUGCAUCCUGGGAUGCAGCCCGGCAUGCCAAUGCCGCCCCAGCAGGGACCUCCGCCGGGUGCCUUCCAGCCCAUGUAUGGCUACCCGCAACAAGCUUCUCCGCAUCCGAUGCCCCCGGCCGGCUUUCCUAUGCCCCCUCCACCACAGCCGACACCUGGCGGGAUGCCACCGCCGCCACCACCACCCCCUGGAGGCCACUUCGUACCCGGCCGCGGCGGCGUCCAGGUGUUUGUGGACGGUUGA